CGGCCUCCCCGGAGACCCCUGGCCUCCCAGCCCGCUUCCGGGAACCCCUCGGCCUGCCCCGGCCGCUUCGCCCGAGCGCUUCGGCCUUCCAGACCCCUCCCCGAAGCCCCGGGCCUCCCCGGCUGCUUCCCUGAGUCCUUCCUCUCGCCAGAGGCCGAGCGCCCCUCGGAGCCCCUCGGCCUCCCCCGCCCGCUCUCCCGAAGGCAGCGCGGGGCUGUAGGGUGUGCCGGGAGCGUGGUCGGUGGGCUGGGAACACACGUGGGUGGCCGAGACGGCUAGAAGCGGUGCAAGGGCGGGUGGGACCGGAGGGAGUCCGGGUUUGUCUAGGGGCGCGGUGAGGGCCCAGGAGCCGCGAAUGGUGGGCGGUGGUGCCGGGCUUGGGGCUGGGGGCCUGGAAGGUUUCUGGAGGACUAGGAGGGAGUGGGAGCUCCAGGGAUGGAACGGGAGUUUCGGGACUCGUCUACAAGGGAUGUCAGGAUACGGAGCGUGACACCUGGAGGGGUCCUGGGGCAUAUUGGGAAGGACUCACAGACAAUGGAGUCGAUGGCAAUGAGGCCUUGAACUGCGAGUGGAUUGUGGGUGAGGAGAGGGAGCAGGGAAUUAUUUAUAAAAGGAAUACAGAGGGAUGAGGUAUCCGGAGGGUAAUGGGGAAGUGUACCUGGGAGAUUUACGGGGGGUAAGGAGGAGCCAGUAUAGUGAUGAGAAACCAUCUAGGGUAGGUCAGGAGGAUAGAAGAUGUAUAUGUGUUUGUUGGGGAGGGUGAUUUGUCAGCUGGAAUGGAUUUAGAGGGGCAAAGACUGGGUUUGUGGACUGUCUAAGGGAGAUGGUCAAUGGAGUGAGAGCAGAAAUAAGGUGACACUUAGGGGAAAGGGGAAGGGGCAUGAUCGGCAACUGGAGGGAGAACCUACAAGUUAUCUGAUUAGGGAGGAAGGAGGUCCUUUGAUAUCUGGGAAGGGGAGAUCUAGGGCUUUUGGGUGUUUUUCAGGAGAGGGUGACCAGUAACUAAAUGCCUGUGGAGAGGCCACUUCUGAAGAGUUGAAGACCACCAGGGUCUCCACAUUAAAGGGCCUGGCCAUGGGAAGAACAGUGAUAGGCCCAAAUUUGCAGACUGGUAAAGAGUAGUGGAGGUGGAAGACUACUAAAGACCCAGGAACUUCAUGUAGAAUUUCAGCUUUGCUUCAUUCCAGUUUCAUUUAUUUAGUGGACAUUUAUCCUUCCUGGACUAGGCUUUGGGAUUACAACCCAGAACCAACAAGCAAGAACUUUUCCCUCUCCAAAAUUUCGGUCGGAAGGGAAAGAAACAUUGACUAAUGAGUUUUAAGAGUGACAAAUAUUACCACAAGGAAGUACAAGAUGAAGUUAUACGGAAGCGUCUCCUCAUUGAUGGAGAUGGUGCUGGAGAUGAUCGGAGAAUUAAUCUGCUAGUGAAGAGUUUCAUUAAAUGGUGCAACUCUGGGUCCCAGGAAGAGGGGUAUAGCCAGUACCAACGUAUGCUGAGCACGCUGUCUCAAUGUGAAUUUUCAAUGGGCAAAACUUUACUAGUAUAUGAUAUGAAUCUCAGAGAAAUGGAAAAUUAUGAAAAAAUUUACAAGGAAAUAGAAUGUAGCAUAGCUGGAGCACAUGAAAAAAUUGCUGAGUGCAAAAAGCAAAUUCUUCAAGCAAAACGAAUACGAAAAAAUCGCCAAGAAUAUGAUGCUUUGGCAAAAGUGAUUCAACACCAUCCAGACAGGCAUGAGACAUUAAAGGAACUAGAGGCUCUGGGAAAAGAAUUAGAGCAUCUUUCACACAUUAAAGAAAGUGUUGAAGAUAAGCUGGAAUUGAGACGGAAACAGUUUCACGUUCUUCUUAGUACCAUCCAUGAACUUCAGCAAACAUUGGAAAAUGAUGAAAAACUCUCAGAGGUAGAAGACGCUCAGGAAGCAAGCAUGGAAACAGAUCCUAAGCCAUAGACAAGCUAAUCGCCCACCACUCCCAGGAAUAUUGAAAUAGCUACGUGACCAUAAUGUGUUUAAAAUGUGGUGUGCUCUUGAGAUAUUUAAAGUUUUGGCAGUAAAAUACUCUGUUUUUAAAUAUGAAUGUGUAUUUCAUUCAUAUUUCCUCACACAAAGGAAAAUGACUUCAGUAUAGAUUUGUUUUUAUUAAAAUGCAUUUUUUUAUUCUUAAGUGGUAGGAAGCAACAUCCAAAAAUGCUUAAUAAAAUGCUUUUAAGCUGGA
Macaca mulatta (Rhesus monkey) is the source of this 2214-nucleotide messenger RNA. The record is from RefSeq and is a predicted model, not a curated record. Lineage: Eukaryota; Metazoa; Chordata; Mammalia; Primates; Cercopithecidae.